CCAAUGUGGUUGUGUCUAUUCAUUAGCACUAAUGCGGUUGUGUCUAUUCAUUAGCAUGGCAUACAGACAGAGAUGUAGUUAGACAGAGGUGCAGGUAGAGAGGCACAGAGUCAGCAGGUAGACACAUACCGUGCAGAAGCUUGAACGGAACGAACGGCAAGGAAAGGAAUGUAGGGUUGAUGUCAAAAACAUUGAGGUUUAGGAAUGUAGCUUCGAAGAGGUUAGGGAGUAGAGUUCCAAACAGUCUGGACGAUCGGCAACGUGUUUUAGGGGUCCAAGUUGUCGAGGCCCCGCGUCAAUUGGAAACCAUGCAUGCGCAAAUGCCGUCGUCAAGGGGAAGAGGACAAUGGCAUGGCGAGGAGGCAUACUCGUACACUCGCCUGACUGAUGCCGUCACAGAGAAAGGGAAGAUCCAUUUCUAUGGUGUGGUGGCUGACUACGAUCAACCGAAGGAGACACGAGGUACCGACAACUGUUGUUCGAUAACCAUCACCGACACCGACUACCACUCGCCGGGGCUGCCCGUGGUUAUCUUUGGGCUGGAGCUGGAGCAGAUGCCUCGUGUGCGGUUCAUCGGGGACAUCAUCCGUAUUCACAACGCGCAGAUAAAGGUAUUUAACAAAAAGCCUCAGGCUACAGUACAGCUGAAAGCUGGAGGCAGUUAUGUUCUCUUUGAUGGUCAGAUGAAAGGCAAAGAUGAGCCCUACCAGACGUCAUCUGGAAAGUACUCUCGAUCACCGACAGAUAUACCCAUGGUUCAUUUCUUCAGGGAUUGGGUAGCCGACAACGUCCAGGCUUUGGGUAUAACUGAGUACGUAGCAAGGAUUGAAACUAUCGAGGUGGGCAGGCCCUUCUUCGACCUCUUUUGUAAGGUCUUGCACGUCGAUGCUCACGACAAUGAGAGAGCUCCUCUCCUCUACGUCUGGGAUGGAACCGAGUGCGCAUCACUGCCGAUUGGAGCAAAGGCAGCAUUUCGAACAGAAGAUAAAGCGAAGGACGAAGGCCCCCGGGUACAAGAGGACGCGGAGCAAGACCGCGGUGAUGACAACUGUUCGUCUCGUUGGCCGUCCUACCCAUUUCCGCUGCCACCCUUUGAUGUUUACGCGAGUUUCCCGAAGCUGGGCACUCUUCUCCCGAUCGUCACGGAGGCAUCAUCGCUGCCCCACCUCCUUUGCACCAGAGGCCGAUGGGUCAAGCUGCGCAACCUUGGCCGAAGACGUGUGCAAGGGGUCACAUUCGCUACCUUUUUCACUGGCCCAACUCCUCCCCCCGCCGAGUCCCUAUCAGUACUAGGUAAGGAGUCGAAAGAUGUGCAGUCCAUCGCAGCGGCAGUUUCCGCUCCGCCAAGAGCCACAGAUCCUAACCCCAGGUCAAGGUGUUGUAACCUUUCACAAACCAAUGUCUUGGUCAUGUGCCUAGAGCGAACUUAUCAACAACGACUUCAAGAGGAGAGCAGCCACAUCCCAAAAUCCAUCACCUCUUGUUACACAUUUCUGACGUCGACCGUCUACGAAAACCAGCCUGUGCGUAGUCUGCGGGAGGUGCUCACCUCCAGCGAAGUGACAAGCAAGUUCAGGUGCAUCGUUCGAGUCCUUGCUAUCUUUCCCGAGAGGGUCCACGAUUUCUGCCAGCGGUCGUCAGGAGGAAGAGGAGUGAAGAUGGGAGAUGAAGCUGGCAAGAACAUCGAGGACUCGAGGAGUCUGAAGCCGGAGGCACCGAGAAGUGACGAGGAGACCAAGGGACUGCUCAAGCAAGGGACUAUGAAAGGUCCCAUGGGUGUGGGGACCACCACCAAGACUUCCGAGUUGCCGUCGGAAGUUUCUGGCGGCGCCAAGGACACAAACGCUGAAGCAGAACCUUCUUCACAAAGUGAGAAAGAGGCUGAAGGACACGCAACGGUGAAUGUGGGUGACAGUUGGAAGAUUCAGGCCAAAGGAGAGAGGAGCCGACAACAUCAGGCAGACGUUCACGUUCAAGCAAGCGACAAUUCAAAAGGUGGCGAAGAAGUCGUCUGUGGGCAUGGAACAGAAGUAGAGGCAGACGCAUCUGAAAUGGCUGAGAAAACAGAGAUCGCGAUAGAUGAAGCUGGCAACAAGGCGGCAGACUCGAUGGUCGACGCAGCAUCUUCACGAUGUACCAAGGACGCCCAGAGGCGGCAUGGCGAAGCUGAAGACGUGCAGACAACAGAAGAUGGAGAAGAGGCAAUGCUUGGUGAGUCUGGUGCGGGGGCGGCGGUGAAAGAUCAUCUUCAGCCCAAAGAGGGCAAGAGGCUACAAGAUAAUGAGGAGUACGUCUGCAAAGUACAGACUGCACUUGAGGAUGGAGCCGUUCGAUGGGAUGUUUCCGACGAAUUGACGACGAAAGACGGAGAAGAGACGAUGUUUGGCGGGCCCGGUGCAGGGAAGGAGCACCCUGAGUCAAGGGACGGCAAGAGGGUACGACACAACGAAAGGUCCGUGUGCAAAGUUAAGCUUGCGCUCGAGGAUGCAACCGGACGAUUAGAUGCUUUCUUGUAUGGCGACGACGGUGAUUACUUCUUCUCAAACUACUAUUGUCCGACGCCACCGUACCAACUUCCAUCAUCAUCUUCUUGUGUAACAGGCCUGAAGAAACCGAGCGACGUCCAGCGUCUCCAGGAUAAAAUCUCGCAACUGCUGGGUUGUGCGACCGACGUUGAGGUCGGGAAGUUGUCAAUGUGCCCCAACAGAAGCCCUCCCUGGAUCAAAUGCUGUCUGAAGUCGUACUAUCUCGACAAAGCGCGCCCACGGGAGACUCGCCACUACCGAAUUUUCAGCACAAUCUUGCUGUGAGCGGUACGGCGGAGCACUACAGAAGGCCCUAUUCACACCUGCGACAUGUCAUCCUUAUGGACCUUUUACCUGCUGCCGUCCAGUGGAGAGCUGCAACAGGUUGACGAAGAAAGACAGGUGGCCUCUGAGGAGAGAGACCUGCAAAGGCUGUGAUUUGCGAAAUGGCCGAAAACACUAGAUCUGCGGAAACCCAAUCUAUCCCAAAAUGAAGCUGGUUGUGUCAAAUUGGGCCAUAACAUUUUGUCCCGAUGAGGCUGUAGUCAACACGCUCCCCACUUUUACACAGUUGAGGGGCAUAGUCACACCACCGUCUUCACCUGAAUAGAACGCCUGGUCAUUAUAGCUGUAUUUGGGGCAAUUUUCGGUCCACAGACAGCGACAAUGGCCAGGCCUUCCAUUCAGCCGAAGACAGUACUGUCACAGUAGCACUUUCCUCGAUGCAUCGGGCUGCAAUGGCGACCGCGCCUGGAUGAAUCUUACCGCAAUCACGUACAGAGCGUAGUAGAACAAAAAUGUGCUAGUACG
Messenger RNA from Chara braunii, 3335 nucleotides. NCBI's taxonomy places the organism in Eukaryota, Viridiplantae, Streptophyta, Charophyceae, Charales, Characeae. The record is from the annotation of a GenBank genome assembly.